Molecule: messenger RNA, 986 nt
Organism: Ceratitis capitata (Mediterranean fruit fly)
Lineage: Eukaryota; Metazoa; Arthropoda; Insecta; Diptera; Tephritidae
Product: protein FAM173B
Exons: 3
Coding region: 108-728 (206 amino acids)
Biological process (GO): regulation of mitochondrial ATP synthesis coupled proton transport; peptidyl-lysine trimethylation; positive regulation of proton-transporting ATP synthase activity, rotational mechanism
Cellular component (GO): mitochondrion
Molecular function (GO): protein-lysine N-methyltransferase activity
Source: RefSeq, a predicted model, not a curated record
AUUUUGCUCACAUCAGUUACCAUCCACUUUGUUGUGGCAAUAUUCGUAAAUAAAUUUGAAGAAAUUAUGGAACCAAUAAAAUUAGUAGCGCAUAACACACCAAAACUAUGGAAUAUUUUGCCGAAGGUAGUAAAACAAAAACAAAAAGCAUAUCCACUUCAGCCAAAAUUCUGAUAGCUGCAACCGGUGGAGUUGGUAUUGGGCUGAGUGUUAUCUGUGCGUCUUUUGUAGCACCUGCGUUUCGAAGAAUAUGUCUACCAUAUGUACCUGCGACAACAGAGCAGGUUAGGAAUGUGCUCAAUUUCUUACCUAAAAAUUCGCAAGGCAAACUAUUGGACAUAGGAUCCGGUGAUGGGCGCAUUGUUGUUGCGGCAGCGAAGCAUGGUUUCAAUGCAGAUGGCGUAGAACUAAAUCCUUGGUUAGUAUGGUAUUCACGUAUAUCAGCUUUAAGGCAUGGUGUCCAUAGGCAAACUCACUUCUAUAGACGAGAUUUAUGGAAAUAUAGCAUAACUCCAUACGAAUAUGUUGUUAUAUUCGGUGUAGAACAAAUGAUGCAAGAUUUGGAAAAGAAGUUAAUUGCCGAGGCACCUGGAAAUGCAAAAAUUAUUGCUUGUCGCUUUCCGUUACCGAAUUUACAACCGAAAAGUUUGAUAGAGGACGGAGUUAACACAGUUUGGUUUUAUGACUUAAAUAAGGCAAAAUCGCCUGACCGAACCACUUCAGCAUAAUUACCAGUGAAGAAAUAAAUAAAACAUGGGUGUAGGUAUUUAUUCAUAGAUUUUUAUUUUUGCACUGGAGUUACGCUAAUUAUAAUAAAAGCAUUAAAAUUUGUAAAGAGGAGUGGACAUAGCAAGUUAUUCAAAGUACUUACAUACAUAAAAAGUGCAUGACACAUUUACUAUACAUAUUUUAUAUGAUUAAAAUGGUUAUUGAGAUGUCAGUCAUAGAGCAAUACCUUUGCUUUAUUAAUACCAUGAAAUGAGUAU